AUGAUCAAAGAUGAUGAUGAUACCAAUCAUGAAGCUCAUGACGAUGAUGCUGAUCAAAAUGAUGUUGAUGUUGUCGCAGAUGAUGACAUGGAUCAAAAUCAUGAUAUUGAUGAUGACGAUGAUGACAAUCAUGAAGAUAAUGAUGCUGCUGAUGAUGAUAACACUCAUGAAACUAAUGAAUAUGAUGUUAAUGCUGUCGAUGAUGUCAAUGAAGAUGAUGUUGAUGACAAUGACGAAGAUGAUGAUGACAGUCAUGAAGCUAAUGAUGAUGAUGUCGAUGAUGAACAAAGCGUACAGAAUAAUGAAGAAGCUGUGAAAGAUCAACUGAAUCAGUUUGAACAAGGAUUUGCUGAACAAAAGACUCUUGAUGAUGAAGUAAAAGAUAUUACAGACCUGUCUCUGGAACAUUUGCUUAGUGAUAUCAGUACAGAAGACCUCAUCUCUACAGAAGAAAUCAAAGUUUUCUCUUCUGAUAUUUUAGAUGUUGCUAUGCCGAAAGAAGAUACAAAGGAACAGGAAUCACGGACAUAUAAUCCAAGGAAACUACUUGUCUCUGACAUUCCAGCUGAUACUACGAUUUCUGAAAUUGCCGAACUUUUUCCAAAAGCAUCUCAGAUAACUCCGAAUUUACCCCCUGUCAAUCCAGAUGCUACCAAAAGUUACAUACAGAAAAAACCUGCAGUUGAAGCAACAAAGAAUGCUGAACAAGAAAAUAUGCGACAGUAUAAGAAACGUCGCAAACAUGCCUGCAAAUACAAACUUGGAGACCAAAUGCCAAUCCAGCCUGGACUGCAGCUUCGACUGAAACUUAAACUUCGCCCCAAAUUCUUCGGUCCUUAUGAAACAACAAAAGUUCAUCCAUCUGAUUGUUAUGAAGCACGAAAGAUACGCCGUGGAGGCCCCAUUCUCAUAUCCACCCCCAAGCGAGGAUGCCUGGCAGGGCAGGAUGGCCGUGUGGUCAUCCGCCCUCUGCCUACAACGCCUCCCGACACUCAACAUCUGGCAACCUCAGCAGGAGUUAGAUCAUUCUUCAAGCUGAGAGAGAAAAUUCAGAGGAUUCCGGAAGAUGAUGUUAGGAUGCUGCGGAGGAAUCAUCGGUGA
Molecule: messenger RNA, 1101 nt
Organism: Stegodyphus dumicola
Lineage: Eukaryota; Metazoa; Arthropoda; Arachnida; Araneae; Eresidae
Product: nucleolin-like
Source: RefSeq, a predicted model, not a curated record